UUAGAGAGUGUUAUAUAGAAUAUUUUGUUAGUAUUUCUCUUAUUUGUAGUUUUCUUCUGAUAUGUAUGGCUGAAACUGAAUUGUGAUUUUGAGUUGUUGCAGGUAUCAGAGAGAAGAAGCAAAAAUACAAGCUUCGGUAAACCUCCAAAAUGCUAAAGCAGAGUCCAGGCCAAGAAAGCUUGAGGGAAUGCCUGGAGUAAUUGGAGCAGUGAUGUGGGAUAAUGGAGUUGCACUGGGAAAGUUUCCAGAGCAUGUUGUUGACUCAGGGAUGUUUGUCCUUCAGGGAAAGAAGAUUGUUGAAUUGGGUUCUGGUUGUGAAUUGGUUGGCCCUUUUGGGUAGUGAGGUCAUUGUUACUUAUCUGCCAGAUAGGCUGAGGCUAUUGAGAAAGAACAUUGAGAUCAAUAUGGAACAUGUUUCUCUACGGGGUUCUGUAACAGCAACUGAACUCACGUGGGGAGAUGAUCUAGACCCAAAACUCAUUGACCCCACACCCGAUUUUGGUAAUAUUCUCUCCCUCAACUCCUUCAAGUGACAAGGAGCAAACAACAUUCAAUUAUUGGCAUAAGAAAAUUUUGACGUUUUGCUGUGAACUAUGAUUAUUGUAAUCAUUCUAAUCAUAGCUUUGUAGUUAAUUGUAUCUUUUUCUUCCUUUGACUUGCAUGCCUUGUCAAAUAUUUGAAUUACCUGCAUCUCAUAUAAUAUUUUGCUAGUAUUCCUUAUUGAUUCAAUACUUGACUUCUUGUUUUUAGUGAUAAGAUCUAAUGUAGUGUACACUGAGGGGGAAGUUGUGAAUCUACUAGAGACACUUAUGCAGCUCUCUAGACCUAAUACAACAAUAUUUUUGGCUAGAGAACUCCGAAAUGGUAAAGAAUACCAUUCCUUUCUCU
Glycine soja is the source of this 888-nucleotide messenger RNA. RefSeq lists its product as uncharacterized. The coding region runs from base 222 to 533 and encodes 103 amino acids. Lineage: Eukaryota; Viridiplantae; Streptophyta; Magnoliopsida; Fabales; Fabaceae. The record is from RefSeq and is a predicted model, not a curated record. The transcript has 3 exons.